This is a messenger RNA of Prunus persica (peach), 522 nucleotides long. Its product is annotated as thionin-like protein 2. Lineage: Eukaryota; Viridiplantae; Streptophyta; Magnoliopsida; Rosales; Rosaceae. The transcript is spliced from 2 exons. The record is from RefSeq and is a predicted model, not a curated record. Bases 1 to 357 code for a protein of 118 amino acids.
AUGGAUAAGAAGGAGGUGAUGUCUUUAGCGAUCAUCGCUUUCUUGGUGUUGGGGCAGUCCAACAGUACCAGAGCUGUUGAGAAUCCACUGUGUUACGCCCAAUGCCUCACUUGUCUCUACGGUGGCCCGUUGGCGACCCUUAUAUGCAGCGGUUUUUGCGCCGCAAACUGCAUGACGGCAAGUCCUUCAUUACGCAGUGUCCCAAAAGACAAUCACUACUUCUGCAAGCUUGGUUGUGCUUCUUCCUUGUGUGCCAGUUUCAUCACUAGAGAAAACCCAGAGAUUGCGAAAGUGGGUGGCUGUGCCGAUUCUUGCUCAGAGAAAUGCACCAUGAUGAAUACCUUACCACCUAAUUAGAACAAGGACUAGGGGGUUUUGGUUAAUUAAUUAUGAUGUUAUAUAUACUUUCACAAAUGAGUGAAGUUUCUGCCAAGAUAUAUGUAAGCUAAUUUUAAAAUAAAAAUAUAUGGAAGAUAAAUAUUACUCUCAUAUGGAUUGUUAAAGUGUGUUUGCAAUUUUAUU